AUGGCUACGGGAGAAGCCCCAGACUACCAGUCCUCGGACCUGGAAAGUGCCAAAGAAGGCGCGACGGUCGCAGACGUCCCUGUCAUGACGAGCAGCGUCGAGACCGGCAACUCAGAAGAGCAUCCAACCAAUUUCUUCACCCGCUUCCUGCUUCGAAGCCGACAGAUAGAAGAUUGGAUGGACAAGAAACUGGGUGUCGAGCAAGAUGCCAUCCAGAGAGUUCCCACAGAAGACCGCAAGCCCCCCAGCAAGUUCAACAUGGUGUUCUUGUGGUUCUCCAUGCUCUUGAGUCCAACCUUGAUCAGUAUCGGCUUGCUUGGACCUCUAUUCGGGCUUUCAGUGACCGAUUCGGCCAUCCUCACCGUUUUUGCUUCCAUGUUGGGGGCCGUCAUCCCGUCUUUCACGGCGACCCUAUGCCCUCCCUCUGGCCUUCGACAAAUUGCCUUCAGCCGGUUCGCGUUCGGCAUCUGGGGUGCUAGAGUCUGCGGGCUACUCAACAUCGUGGUCAACAUCGGAUUCGGCAUAGUCAACUGCAUUCUCGCGGGUCAAUUGAUUUCUGCCGUUAGCGGUUACUCGGUCCCGCUGGCCACGGGUAUCGUCAUCAUCCCAGUGUUGGGAUUCAUCAUUUCUCUCUUUGGCUUCACUGUCAUCCAUCGAUGGGAGUCGGUUGCCUGGAUCAUCGUCCUCAUCCUGCUAUGCGUGGAAUGGGGCCAGUCAGCCAAAUACUAUUCGCCGACACCGGGCCUGUCACAGCUCCAUGGCAUUGAUAAAAGCGGCGCCGCGCUUUCAUUCUUUGCCAGUGUAUUUGGUACAUGCGCCGCUUGGUGUUCCAUGUCAGGCGACUAUUAUGUCCACUAUCCAGCAAACAUCGACAAGCGCUUGGUGUUCGGCCUUACCUGGAUUGGCCUUACUGUUCCCAGUGUUUUCGUCGGUCUUCUCGGUGUCUUUUAUGGUGGAAUCAUCGUGAGCGACGAGGCUAUGGCGAAUAUAUACUACGAAGGUGGUAUCGGAGCUUUGAUCCUGGCAACCAUGCGGCCCUCAGGAUGGGCCAAGUUUGUCAGUGUCAUCUACGCACUGUCGUUCCUGUCGAACCUGGUGGGGAUCCUGUAUUCCAGCUCCCUCUCCAUCCAAAUCUGGGGCAAAUACUGGAUGGCCGUUCCGAGAUACUUUUGGAACUUUUUGCUCGCUGCAAUCACCCUCGCCGCGGCGUGGGGAGGACGCAACGUUCUAGAAGACAUUCUGAACAACUUCCUUGUCCUUUUGGGUUAUUGGACCAUCGCCUUUGGUGAAAUCCUGGCCAUUGAACAUUACUACUUCCGACCAAGAAUCGGUGGCUACGACUACGACACUUGGAAUGAUCCCAAAAAGAUCCCACUCGGCAUUGGAGGCCUUGGAACGCUAUUGAUAAGCUUCGGCUGUUCUUUCAUCGGAAUGAACCAAGUCUGGUACGCCGGUCCUGUUGCAAAGUUGAUCGGGGUUGCGGGAGGCGACGUGGGAGACGAAUUUGUGGUGGUGACUACUGCGAUUUUCUACCCAAUCCUUCGCAGUUUGGAACUCAAAUUCAUUGGAAGAUGA
Capronia coronata CBS 617.96 is the source of this 1575-nucleotide messenger RNA. RefSeq lists its product as uncharacterized. NCBI's taxonomy places the organism in Eukaryota, Fungi, Ascomycota, Eurotiomycetes, Chaetothyriales, Herpotrichiellaceae. Gene Ontology annotation, cellular component: plasma membrane; fungal-type vacuole membrane. Bases 1 to 1575 code for a protein of 524 amino acids. Gene Ontology annotation, biological process: transmembrane transport. The transcript has 4 exons. Gene Ontology annotation, molecular function: transmembrane transporter activity. The record is from RefSeq and is a predicted model, not a curated record.